UUGUUCGUGACGGCACGAGAAAAUGGCGACGGUGUCACGGUUGGUGUGGUUGUAAACGUUUACUUUUCAACGAAAAUAUUCAUCAAUAAACUUCGAUUCAUAUCACGUUACUAACACUUACUUUGCCAGUAUUGUUUGCGUAAUUUUCUAAGUCUAAACAGAACGUUUUGUGAUCGCAAGCCGGAGGUAUAAAGAACAUACAACAAAGAACUGUGAAUGUAACUACACAUCCAACAACUAAAACGACCCUGAAACACUAUUAAAAACAUGUUGAUUAAAGAGGAGAAUGAAGACUUUGGUUAUCCAGAACCAUGCGGAGUAAAGACUGAAGAUCCUGAAGAACAAAUAGAUACCGUAGAAGUAAAAGAGGAAGAAUUGAAUGAAGAGGAGCAACAUCAGCAUCCGAAACCUCAAGAAAUCAACAAUGAAAAACCAUCUUUUAGCUCCUCUGACAAUGAACUAUUGAUCAAAUUGUUAGGAGCCAAUAAUUUUUUAACCUGCACUGAGUGUGGAAAAUGUUUUAUACAUAAAGCAAAACUUCAAGUGCACAUGAGACUUCACACUGGAGAGAAGCCUUUUACAUGCAAAGAUUGUGGUAAACGUUUCCAUUGUCAAGCAUACCUAAGGCAGCACAUGAAAAAUCAUGCUGCAGUGAAACCUUUCACCUGCCCUCAGUGCGGAAAAGGUUUCACCGAGAGAAGAUACGUUGAAAAUCACAUGACCAUUCACACCGGGGAGAAGCCUUUCUCGUGCACCCUGUGCGACAAGAGUUUCACACGUAAAGCAACCCUGAAGAUGCACAUGAGAGUUCACACUGGAGAGAAGCCUUUCAAAUGCCAUCAGUGUAACGAGAGUUUCGCACAGAGAUGUACUUUAAAUGUGCACAUGAUGAUUCACACUGGAAAGAAGCCCUUCACAUGCCAUAUGUGUGGUAAGAGCUUUAUACGUAAAGAAAGACUUAAAUCGCACAUGAGGAUUCAUACAGGAGAGAAGCCUUAUACAUGCAAUCAGUGUGGAAAGACCUUCUCAUAUGCAAAACAAUGCAAAAGUCAUCGCUGCUCUUCCUCUGGUUUAAAGUCACUAACAUGUGAUCCGUGUAGCAGAAGUUUUACUUCUGCAUCAGCCCUAAGAAUGCACCUGAAAAGUCAUGCAGAUAAGAAGGCUUACUUGUGUUCUCCCAAGGGAAAGAGUAACAAGAACCAGAAAGAGCGUAUAGUUGUAAAAACUCAUGUCUGCUCGUAUUGUGGAAAAGGUUUUGCUCAGUUGGGAUACCUGAAAACACACGAGAGAACCCAUACUGGAGAGAAGCCAUAUCAAUGCAACUCAUGUGGGAAGCGUUUCAACCAAUCACAUUGUCUGAAGACGCAUAGAAUGAAUCAUUGCCCAAAGAUAAUGCAGUUCGAAAACAAAAAGUAAUUUGCAACGUAAUCAGUACAUAACUGUAGUGUGUAGCAAAUGUUAUGAAAUUCCAUAUAAUACAAUAACUACAGUCACGCUUCAAGUUUGCUGUGUUUUAACGGCGAUUGUGAAGGAAAAUAUGACGCUUUGUAAACCACUUGGAGAAGCACACGUGAGUAGGUAGCGUCUUGACCGCUGAACGAAUAGAAUUAAACAUAUCGUAAAAUAUCCCCAUCUCUCUACGAUGCGCAUCGUAACAUUUUUGCUUCACGAAAUAUCGUAAUACGAAGUAUCGUUACACCCCUAAUUGCCCUAAAUUACUACAUUAUCAUUUUGGAAGUAAGUGAAUUACCAUUUUUAAAUGAAUAAUUUUACUGGUUUCCAUUGCCUUGUUGAUACCUUAAAUUUGUAUUUUAAUUAGCAAAAUUUGAAAUGUUGUUAUUGAAAACAUGUUAUUUGUUCUUGCUGUAUUGCUGUAUGUUGAGAUUUGUCAUUACACUUGUCUCAUAAUAUUUUGUUGCUAAAUUGCUUUUUAAUGUGGAAUUCUUUCUUUCUGUAAAUUUUAUGCAGUUGUUUGGUGAAAAUGUUUUUUUUUUUUUUACAUAUUUUUGGUUGGAAGUGUAAAACACAAACAGUAGAAACAUGAUUUUAAUUUGGAAUGUUUAGAAUUCUGUUUUCAUGGCAAAACCAUUUUACAUACAAGUUGAAUGAAAAAUUACAGAACAAAAACGGAAAAUAAAUAAUCUUAUGGAAACCAGAGAUAAGGUUUAUUGUUAUUUUACAAUGAGAGUAAUUUUUCAAGAUUUUUUUGCAUUAUAGUCUGAAAGAUCACAUUACUUUACACACUGGAGAAAUGCCUUUCUCAUGAAGAGUUUCACCCGUAAACAAGCUUUGAAUGUAUAGAUGAGAGCUGACACUGUAGAACAGCUUGUUACAUGUUUACAGUGUGGGAAGAGUUUCAUUCGUAAACACUCCUUUAAUACACACAUGAGAAUUCACAGUGGAGAGAAGCCUUUCUUAUGCCCCCAGCAUAAAAAGAGUUUCAACGAUAAAGCAAACUGUAAUGCACUCUUCAACGUUCAUGUUAGAGAUACAGUACCUAUUACCUGUUUACAGUGAGAAGAGUAAACAAAGACUUAAAGUACACAUGAGAAUGCAUGCUAGAGAGAAGCAGAAAGAGGUUCCAAAAAUAAUCUUGGUUCACAUAACUACGGUCAAUCAUCGGACGUCAAAACACGUAAUUGUGCAGAUGAGAGGGCUUGCUUGGGUUCUCCCAUAGGAGAGAGAAACCAGACAGAUGUAGUCGUGUUUGCGUUGCAAGUUCUUCUGGCUUGAGACAGCACCAAAGAGGCCAUAAUGGAGAAAGACGCUACAGGUGCUUGAAUUGUGGAAAGGGUUUUUCGCUCAGUCAAGUAGCCGAAAUUGACAAGAGCGAGCCCAUACGGGUGAGAAGCUGAGUGCAUGCAAAUUAAAAGCUUUUUCUAUUCGUCUGUUGACUCAAAGCAGUUUAUAGCUUCAUGUUCUCUUUCACCGUUUGGAUAGAAACGUGAUUUCCCGUCAUGCACAUUUUAUUUUAAACGGUUUAGUUGUGUAUUAAACGAAACCCUUAAUCUAGGAAUCACUUUAUUAUUCGCCUUUUUCACAGCAGGAAUGUUGUCACUACAUAUCAAGUCAGGUGAAG
This is a messenger RNA of Triplophysa rosa, 3079 nucleotides long. RefSeq names its product gastrula zinc finger protein XlCGF8.2DB-like. NCBI's taxonomy places the organism in Eukaryota, Metazoa, Chordata, Actinopteri, Cypriniformes, Nemacheilidae. The coding region runs from base 268 to 1416 and encodes 382 amino acids. Gene Ontology annotation, cellular component: nucleus. The record is from RefSeq and is a predicted model, not a curated record. Gene Ontology annotation, molecular function: DNA-binding transcription activator activity, RNA polymerase II-specific; RNA polymerase II cis-regulatory region sequence-specific DNA binding. Gene Ontology annotation, biological process: regulation of transcription by RNA polymerase II. The transcript has 2 exons.